Messenger RNA from Lycium barbarum (goji berry), 672 nucleotides. Its product is annotated as thioredoxin H2. The transcript has 3 exons. The record is from RefSeq and is a predicted model, not a curated record. Lineage: Eukaryota; Viridiplantae; Streptophyta; Magnoliopsida; Solanales; Solanaceae. Gene Ontology annotation, molecular function: protein-disulfide reductase activity. The coding region runs from base 47 to 466 and encodes 139 amino acids.
CUAUUUUGACUAUACUUUGCGUAAGAAGAGAGCGAAAGAGAGAAGAAUGGGAUCGUAUCUUUCGAGUUUUCUAGGCGGUGGUGAGGCGCAGGCGGCAACGGAAGAGUCAGGAUCGCCGUCACGUGUGAUUGCUUUUCAUUCCUCCAAUCGCUGGCAACUUCACUUCAACUCCUCCAAGCAAUUAAAUAAACUCAUAGUUGUGGAUUUUGCGGCUGCAUGGUGUGGACCUUGCAAGUUCAUGGAACCGGCUAUUAACGCCAUGUCUUCUAAGUAUCCCGACGUUGACUUCGUCAAAAUUGACGUCGAUGAGCUCAAGGAUGUAGCACAAGAGUUCGGAGUUGAAGCUAUGCCGACAUUUUUGCUACUGAAGCAAGGCAAGGAAGUAGAGAGAGUGGUUGGGGCUAAGAAAGAUGAGCUCGAGCAAAAGAUUCUCAAGCACAGGGAAGCCCCUAAAUAUGCUGCCUAGUUUUUAUCUUACAUCCUCUUGAUAAUAUCGGAGCUCUGAAUUUUAUAUCCAAUAAGUUGCAAAAAAGCAUACAUUAUUACCAUACUCUGAUGUGAUUUGACUAUGGUGGACCUUGUCAAGUCUUUUUCAUUUCUCUGUACUUAAGUUUCUAAUUGCGAACUCAUGAUCUGUUAUUCUGCUUUAAAAUGCAAGAACAUUGGAGUUCA